AUGAACUCAAAGGUUACAAGUUUGUUUGUUUUAGUGUUUUUGAUUUGUUUGGCUUGUCAGAUUUUCAUUGUAAAAGCCCAAACAGAUUUAAAUUCACCUAGCUUGGACAUUACGAGAUUAUUACCAACGACGAUAGACGUUCAUUAUACAGUCCAAGGAGGCGACGGCACACCCGUCACAACCCAAGUUUUCCUCAAUCAACAAUUGGAUACCAUUUCCAAUUGCAACGACACUGAUUGUACUUUUAAUUCACUCAAUCCCGAACAAUCCUAUAAUAUUACCAUCCUUUUCACAGAUGCUACCACUUUUACAAAUAUUACUCAAAUCAUUAAUACUCCAUCAUAUUUAAAUGAACCAAUUUUAAAUUCAAAAGAUGUUCAUACAACAUGGAUAACAUUAAAUUUGACAUUGAGUGGAGGCGACAAUUCACAAGAAUAUCUUAUCGACAUUACAUCUGUAGGUAACGUCUCACCAAGUAUGACGUUUACCUGCGAGCUAAAUAAUACUUUUGAGAUUUGUACCAUUGACAAUCUCAUCGACAAUACAGACCAAUCACUUUUGGUCAAAAUAACCAAUGGCAAUCAAAUCAAUUCUACUACCAUUUCUUUUAAAACUUUUCAAUCUAUUCAACUAGUAAAUUUAACAUAUGAAGUACUACCAAAUGUUAAAGGAGUUAAUUUUACAUAUAAUUUGGUUGGUGGAUUGGGAGAUUCUAUUGUCACGAAUGGUUAUGGCUGCAACAAUACAGAUUGUCUUAUUUCUUAUUCAUACCUCAUUCAAGGAACCAAUGCAACAUUUACAUUCAUCAUUGAGAAUGACAAUACCAUUUUAACUUUUCCAGUCACCCUGUAUAUACCUUGGUCAGCAAACAACCUUUUUACGAUCGCUACACAACUUGUUACGGCCACAUCAUUUGGUAUAAGAAGUAAUUAUGAUGGAAAUCCACAAACAAAACGGUACACAAUCUAUGUCAAUAAUGUAUUACAAACACAUUGUAGUAACAAUGUAGAUCUAUGUCAAAUGACUGGGUUAUCGGCAGCAACAGCCUAUUUCAUUACUGGAUCCGUUUAUGAUGGUCAAUUUAAUUUCACUAGACCAGCUACAAGUCCUGUUAAUGUUAGAACUCAAGUUGCAAUUAAUACACCAACACUGACACAAACGAUUACAACUAAAUCUAUUAAAAUUGAUUAUUCGAUUCUUGGAGGUGCUACUCAAUCCGCUUUAAAGAGAAAUUAUGUACAAUUGAAUGGUGUCAAUGUGACUGGAUGUACUCAAGCCACUUGUACAAUGAAUAAUCUUAAAGAUGGUACAACUUACAAUGUCACUGUUGUUUUUACAAGUGAAGGUUAUGUUGUUCUUGCUUCAAGAAUGAUGACAACUUUUAAAAAUAUAACAGCACCAAUUAUUAAUUUUUCAAGAGGAUAUGGAAAACUUGUAGUUAAUUGGGUAACAUUAUAUGGUGUACCAGGAACAAGUCGUUACAAUGUAUUUGCCAAUGGAACCAUUGUUACAGGAUGUUCCAAUUUAUUGGCUUCGAGUUGUGUUGUUUCAAACUUACAAAUUGGUGAAACCUUGGAUUUCAGAGUAGAUGUAACAAAUGAUGAUGAUCUAUCAAAUAAUACAAAUAGUUAUUUUAUUAUUCCAGAACCAACAUUAUCAGUAAUAACAACAACAACAACAUUUGAUUCAAUUAUAUUAAAUUGGACAGAAAGUAUUAGUAGUAUACCUUUGGAGCAAACUACAUAUACUGCAAUGAUUUCAUUUGAUUCUUUUACUUGGUUUAGAAAAUGUCUAAAUACCGCCUCACUCUCUUGUGUCUUUGAUAAUUUACCUCAAAACACUACCUAUAGUACCCGAGUGGAUAUUAAUAGUCCUGGAUUUUCACCAAAUGAAAAUUAUAAAUCACUUACAACUUUAUUUUCAAAUGAAACAAUAACAUGUCCAAAAUCAAAUUCACAAGUCCAAUGCAAUGGAAAAGGAACAUGUGUAGAAGGUAUUUGUCAAUGUGAUGUUGGAUUUACAGGACAUGCUUGUGAGUGGAAAUUAAAUGAUAGUAGCAAGGUUGCUAUAAAGUCAUCUUCAAACAAACCAUUGUUGGACUUUGGCAAUGGGGAGGGAUACCAAUUUUCAAUGUCUCGUUUGGUCGAAGUCGAUGCAAAUGGAGCUACAGUGGCUACUAUUGAUAUUGCUACUGAGAUUUGGGAGUUGGUCACGUCCAACAUUGCCAUUAUCACUCACCCUACCAAUGGCAGUCCGGUUUCACAAGUGCGUCGUGUUUAUAUCCUCUCCAAGAACAGUCCAAACGCUGCGCUUGCCGAUAAUAUUGCCAUCACGUUUACACAAUUGGUUCCAAUCGCAGGGACACUGGGCGACAACUAUCCAUACGAGUUUGCUGGUGACGACUUUGCGGUCACAUAUGGUGCCGUCAAGUUUACAAUUCGUGUGUCCAAAUGGGCAUUUACAUCAUUUGACAAUCAGUUGCAGAUUCACAGCGAGCUCACUGUUGCCCCGGCCUGUCUAACCUCACCCGUCUCACUCACCUUUGACAACAAUGCCAAUCGAUCUUUUGCACUUGUCUAUUCACAGUUCCAAUCCAAGGGACGUUCCGUCUAUUCUCGUUUUAUCAAUCGUGCCAUGUCUGAUGCCUUGCCACGUGCAGUCUCACACAAAAUGACCCAAUCCUCUACCAGUUUCAAUGGUUCCUACACUACAAAGGCCACCAUCAUCUCGACCUUUGGCAAUUUCAGGAGCCAACUUCUCUAUGAUCCAGAUUUUGCUGCUUCCGGCCUCACCACACCACUCUGUGCUUCUCCAACCACCGGUGGCGGAGCAACCACCACCACCUCUUCGACUACCGCUUCAGGAGACACUACGUCUACCACCACCUCUGGAGGUGAGUCAAACCCUUCAACAGAAGAUGAAAGUGCAUGGAAAAUUACAGUUGGUGUGGUAGUAGGUGUAGUUGGAUUGGCACUUGUCGCCACUGCCAUCUUUCUUACUCGCCAAAGAUACAUGAUGAAAUCUAGACAAGGCCAACCCAAGAGAAAAAAACAAAAGAAUUCAAAUCGAUUUGGUAUCGAUUUGGAAAAAGUUGGAGGAAACAAUUAA
Cavenderia fasciculata is the source of this 3108-nucleotide messenger RNA. RefSeq lists its product as uncharacterized. The transcript has 9 exons. NCBI's taxonomy places the organism in Eukaryota, Evosea, Eumycetozoa, Acytosteliales, Cavenderiaceae. The record is from RefSeq and is a predicted model, not a curated record. Bases 1 to 3108 code for a protein of 1035 amino acids. Gene Ontology annotation, molecular function: protein binding.